AUGGUCCUAGUAGAUGACAUGACAGUCAGCGUCAUCAGCGAACAACAAUUCCCGGAUGAGCUAUUGAAGGACUCAACAACAGUUGUUAGGGCUCUGCGUGAGAAGCUUCGGUCAUUGGGUGGAUCAUUUAGUGACAGCAAUGAUGAUGUUAAGGAUAUUGGAUUGUAUGUAAUGGCAGAUACGACUUAUGGUAGCUGUUGUGUUGAUGAGGUCGGGGCAUCUCACAUCAAUGCUGACUGUGUCAUCCAUUAUGGACAUACAUGUCUUAGUCCGUGAGUGCAUUGUCUUUUACGUAUAAUUAUUCUUAAG
Molecule: messenger RNA, 309 nt
Organism: Ilex paraguariensis (yerba mate)
Lineage: Eukaryota; Viridiplantae; Streptophyta; Magnoliopsida; Aquifoliales; Aquifoliaceae
Source: the annotation of a GenBank genome assembly